AGGCAGCUCCUAGCUGGCAGUGAAGUAGCCAGGAUGGGAGCGCGAGGCCCGGAUGCGGAAAGCCUGAGCGGUGCUGGGUCGGUUGCCCGUGGUUACCACGCAGCGUGUCCGUGCUGGGGGCUCCGCGUGCCGGCGCCAUGACACGAUACUGUGCGGCCCCAGGCUGCAAGAACCGGGGGGGGCAGGCGGCGGCAGGGAAACAGCAGAGAGUCUCCUUCUACCCGUUUCCACUACAUGACAAGGGAAGACUACAGCAAUGGUUGUGGAAUAUGAAACAAAGCAAAUGGUAUCCUACUAAACACCAGGUGUUAUGCAGUGACCAUUUUACCGCCGAUUGCUUUAACAUCAGAUGGGGUAUUCGAUAUUUGAAACCCAAUGCUGUACCAACUAUUUUCCCCUGUGCAUCAAGUUUCCAGAGUGAAAAUACAAAGGAAGGCAAAGAAGAAUGCAUGAACACAGUAGAAGACACGUCUUCAGAGAUCAUUGAGUUUUGUCCGCUAGAAGAAAAAUCACUGUUGACUCCUAUACUAACAUCUGAUGAGUCUUGUAUUAAGCCACUUCAUACAAAGUAUAUAAUUAAUAGGGAUUUGUUAAUGGAUCAGUCUAAAGAAUUACUUUGCCAAGAGUCAAAUAAAGACACUAACAUUCCAGUUUGCCAGCAAAUCAGUUUGGAGGAACAUAGCGGCUUCAUUAGCACUGUGCCCAGUUUGAAUUUGGGGCUGCACACUACUAAUAAGCAUCAUUCAACAGGAGAGCAAGAUGAUGGUGAGACAGAAAACUACAGUGGCUGUCAUACAGAUCAUUUUAGGGACCAACAAACAUCCUUUCAAGAACAUGAGGCAUUUAAAACUAUUGAACUAACUUCACCUAAACAGUCCGUUAUUACAAUUAUUUUGCCAGAGGGAAAUUUUGAAAAAAAGCCAAUUUUCAUUGAGUCUUUGAUACCUAACGAUCAUUCGUAUACUGAUAUGCAACAAUUUGAUUUAGGAAAUGCACAUGGCGUUGACUCCGAUUGUGCUUAUGAAGUGUUAGAAAAUGAACAUUCAUACUGCAGACAAGAAUUUAACAGGAAUCAAAUAUGGGAAAAGAUUACUAAACUAAAAUGCAAAAUAGCACUCCUUGAAGUCCAGGAACAUGCCACAUUGUCCCGUUUACAGGUCCUUGAGACUCUCAUUAGGCAGUUAAAGCAGGAAAAUCUGUUAUCUGAUGAAAAGUUACAACUAGUUGAGAACUGUUGUAACAACUUUGAGAUUGCCAUAGUACAAUGAAAAGUCACUCAGGUUUUCUGCAUUUGUAGUUGUUAUUGGGAUUUCUCCAUCAAGUGAAAGCUAUGGGGAAAUAACAGCAGAAUUGCACAUUUUACACCAAAAUGGCCAAGCUGGAAACAAAGUUGUUAGAGCAUUUUUGUCAUCUUAGCAAAAAGUGUGCAAUUGCCUUGUCUGUUCUUCACAAUCGCAGGGAGUAACCUCGCAAUACCUUCCUUUUAACUUUAAUUUGCACUAGGGUAGACUUUAUCAAAUAGUUUGCCUUUUAUUUACCAGGAUGUUUAAAAUGUGUAUUGGACAGCAUUCCUGUAACAUUUGUUUACAUUAGCAAUUUUAAACCAGUGUCGCUGAUCUAAGAAAUUCUCACUAGAGAUUAUGCUCGUUUGUUCACAUCCAUUCAAUGGAAACUAGAACAUCUAUUUCAAGACAAAUGUUAUUUAAGAUAUCUUCCUCAGUCAGAUCAUCUGUAUCUGUAGAUUAUUUUAAAUGGACACCAUAGGCACUAGAACUACUGCAGCUUAAUCUCAUCGUUCUGGAGAAAAUACACUGUCCCUAAAGCCUCAGCAGUGUAUAUGUUUUCUUUUCCUAUUUACUGCCACUACAGUUACUUCCUGGGUUCAGUCCUGCAAAGAUUGAGGCUCUGAUGGAGACUCUGAAAUCUUCUUACAGGGAUGCAUUGCUUAACACUAUAUAGUGUAUAUUUAAGAGGUACAUAACUGUAUUACAGCUGGUUAUGUCCAUUGAAUGUAUGUGCUCUUAUGACACUGGUGAUUUAUGUAAGCUUGUGACAUAAAAGUGUAGUGCAUACACACUGUCUGUAGUACACUGGAAAACUGGAAUUUCAGAAGACUUUGUUUUAAAAAAAAAAAUAUAUAUAUAUAUAUUUACCAUUCUGAGAUAUUUUCCUAUGC
This is a messenger RNA of Pelobates fuscus (common spadefoot toad), 2176 nucleotides long. It is a transcript of the gene THAP5, whose product is annotated as THAP domain containing 5. The coding region runs from base 138 to 1268 and encodes 376 amino acids. NCBI's taxonomy places the organism in Eukaryota, Metazoa, Chordata, Amphibia, Anura, Pelobatidae. The record is from RefSeq and is a predicted model, not a curated record. The transcript is spliced from 3 exons. Gene Ontology annotation, cellular component: nucleus.